UCGGAAUUCUGACGGGCUGACGUCUACUGUGUACAUGAGUUUUGCACUCUCGGAGAUAUGCUUCGCAGGAUGGGUGAGGAUUAUCGGGCAGACACACCUCAAGAAUGGCUUACUCCAAGUAAUCCUCGUACUACAUUUGGAUCCACGAUACAAAAGGAUCAAGCCCCGGAGUCUUUCCCGUCGUGUUGUUUUUGCAUAUCCAUAGCUACAACAAACAAACAGACAGGCGAAGUUCGAUACCUACUAACAGAAGAUUUUAUCUGGCUAUAACUAAUUCUACUUAGCAAGGAGUGUACUUGCAUAGUCAUCACAGCUAAUAUGGUGCAGGUCAAGUUGGCGGCGCUCCUCGCCGUCGCGGGGCUGGCUGCUCACGUCUCCGCCCAGGACAAGCUCAACAAACCCCCACUGCUGCCGAACCUCGACAUGCUCUGGGAAGGUCUGGAGAAGAAGCUAACCACACCAAAGACAGAAAUCAGGCAAUGGAGGGACAACAUCAUUUCUGAGGACUGCAAGACCAUGUCCGAGAGAGAGGGCGUCCCAGCAAACAGCAUGAUCCAAUACGAGGUAACCUAUGGUGAUUGCAAGAUGCCGUGGCUGCUCUGCGCCGCCAAGGACCACCCCAGCAACAUGAAGGACAUCGCCAAGUUCUUUGGCAUGGUGCCCGCUAAGCUGCGCCAGGCGACCAAGCAUGCUGCCUUCUUCAAGCCCAAGACGGCCAAGUCGACGGCUGCCGCUUACGCCCUCGGCGACCAGCUCGCCUUCAUGAUCGACCCCAAGAGCAUCGGCAUCUUCCUGCACGAGAUCUCGCACACCGCCGACCUCGGCGCCAAGGACUCGCACUUUGGCAAGGUCGAAGGUCGCUUCACUGACAACAAGAUCUGGACCGACGCCAUCCAGAAGGACCAGGCCAUUUCGGACAACUACGGCCAGAACAGCAAGCACGAGAACCUGGCCCAGUACGCCGGUCUGGUCCUGUACGACAUUCUGGUCGACGGUGGUCUCAAGAAGAUCGUCAAGGACGUUGACAAGAUCAAGAACCAGAUCGACGCCUUCAAGACGGCAACCAAGGAGUGCAGGUGGGGUGGCAACAUGCUCAAGCUCGACCAGACCUGCUCCAAGCGGCCGCCUAACGCCAAGCCAAUCGAUCUCGGGGCCAAGCCAGAAGACAAGAAGGACGACAAGAAAGACGACAAGCAAGGAAAGGGCAAGGGAAAGAGAAAGUUGAGGUUCCGCCGUGACGCUCGCUCCGUGUUCUGGCCCAAGGCUUCCGCCUCGGCGGACUCGAUCGAGAAGCGCGACGAGCCUACCAACUGCGGCCUUCAGUCUGCGUAAAACUAAUGACAGAUUACUGACAAGACAACGCUAACAUUCGAUUAAGGCUUUGACUUUGAUACAUUUUGUUUUAUGGAGCUUUAUGGAGUUUUAUGGUGAGCAACUGAGCCUCGAUACCCCUUUUCCUAGGUAAAGUUGAGGUAUUGUUUUCUUUUUUUUUAGGCGCAUUAAAAGGAUCGGCACUUACGACAAGCAUUUGGCUAGGAGCUUUUGUCUUUUUUCGGAAUUAUCUGUGUAAAUAUUCUUUUUAUUUCCAUUACUUUGGUUUCCAUUUUUUACGUUACAGCAUCC
This is a messenger RNA of Pyricularia oryzae 70-15, 1623 nucleotides long. RefSeq lists its product as uncharacterized. The record is from RefSeq and is a predicted model, not a curated record. The coding region runs from base 319 to 1332 and encodes 337 amino acids. NCBI's taxonomy places the organism in Eukaryota, Fungi, Ascomycota, Sordariomycetes, Magnaporthales, Pyriculariaceae. The transcript has a single exon.